Messenger RNA from Racocetra fulgida, 283 nucleotides. Lineage: Eukaryota; Fungi; Glomeromycota; Glomeromycetes; Diversisporales; Gigasporaceae. The record is from the annotation of a GenBank genome assembly.
CGAAUUAAAGGAAUUAAAGGCGAACCCAUCAUGUAGCAUUUUUUCUUCUGCAGUAGACGAUGAUGGUGGUCUUAUUGGUCGUGUUGAUGGUGGUCUUAUUGGUCGUGUUGAUGAUGUUCUUACUUGUGAUGUGUUCACGCGUGAAACCGAUUUACGUAAGAGACGUCUAUUACGUUUAGUGCUUUUGUUGGAUCUUGAACGCGAAUUGUUAUCAGACGGCAUUGUUGGAAUAAAUAAUUUUCAAGAAAAAUUUGGCUUCAUUUUUAUAUAUGCUGGAAGAUAA